Molecule: messenger RNA, 5926 nt
Organism: Caretta caretta (loggerhead turtle)
Lineage: Eukaryota; Metazoa; Chordata; Testudines; Cheloniidae
Source: RefSeq, a predicted model, not a curated record
AAAACUCCAAAAUGAAAAGCAGUUCCUUUGCCCACUGUAGGCUACAGCUCCCAUGGGCUUUUCCCCUUCAGCACUAAAAGGAGGACCUUCCUUCAAUCCCCCUGCUUCUGAGACUACUGCUGGAACCUGUCUCCCUCCUGCACCUCCUCUCAUUUGAGCUCUCAGCCCUUUAUAGGAUCUGAACCCUUCUCAGUUGGGUCUGAUAAUUGAACCAGAUUGGCUGGCCCUUUAAAGGGGAUGGCCACCCUGUUGGUGUGGCUGUUGAGAAAUCAAACAUUCAGAAUUAGGAAAUUUCAAAAGCCAAGGUUCUCUCUGUAACUUUAUUUUAGUUACAUUACAAACUUUGUAUAUUUUGUGGCAUACAUUGCUAUCAAUAUAUUUAACAGGCAAAAAGAAAUAUGAAAUGCUACAACCGAUACUCCUGGGGGAAUUCUAUGCCAAAAAUUUAAAAUUCUGUGCACAAUAUUUUAAAAUUCUGCAUAUUUUAUAUGUCAAAAUAAUCAUGCCAAUUUCAAUUAUUUUGAUAAUUUAUUAAACUACAAUACAGUGGAUGGAGAAUGGGAGUGGAGAGCAUUGGAGGAAAUCCCAAGAUCCCCUUGUCUAAUAGUAAUAGUAGCUAGGUUUGACCCUUUAUUUCUAGUUAUUAGUCAACAAAUAUAUGCCACUAUAUGCUCAGUGUUAAUCCUGGGCAACUGAAGAGCAAAUAAGGGCUGGGGAAUCAAACUCACAGAAAGGUCAGUAAUAAACAGUGCAUGGAGCAUGUUUUGAAAGGAAAAAUUUUCAGUCCAAAAAUUUAGACCAGUUCUAAUCACUGAAGCACUGUAAGUAUUUAUAAGGCCAUACUGUCAUUUACAAUAAGGCUCCUUUACACCACUCUGGCCAUGUAAAGGGAGCCUUAAAACUUUUACACCUGUUCUAUGAUCUUGGGGGAAUUCACUAAGAAUGGGAACAAUUCACUAGGCAGGCUGCUACAUUAUGCUCUGCCUGCAGGAACAGAGCCUGCCUUAUGCCUGCCUCCAAAUACCCUGAAGCCCCUGCCCCUCCACACUGGGCGUGCAGCAAUAGCAAGACAGAGGGACAGUCUCUCUCAUUUGCUUGCUUGCAUGUCUGCUGAGCCUCGGUCCCCUGAUUGUGAUUGAUAUCUCCCCAUGCAUAGAAUCACAGAAUAUCAGGUUUGGAAGGGACCUCAGGAGAUCAUCUAGUCCAACCCCCUUCUCAAAGCAGGACCAGUCCCCAAUUUUUGUCCCAGAUCCCUAAAUGGCACCCUCAAGGAUUGAACUCACAACCCUGGGUUUAGCAGAUCAAUGCUCAGACUGAAAUUGUGUUGGGCCACAAAGCCAAACCACACAAAUCAAGGUGGGUAACAGAUGAAGUGUGCCAGUCAAGUGACAAGCGUAGGAAGCUGAAGGAUAAUAAAAAGGAGGAUGAAAGAUCUGAGUUCAAUAGAGAUAAAAUAGAAAGCAAAGAGACCCAAAAACAACUGGAUAAGCAAGCAGUGUAAAUAAGCUGAAGAAUAUGUGAAGAGAAAUUUGACGUGGGUUUUAUUGCAAGAUACGAGAACUAAUACAUCAGGUUUUUGAUAACUUGCUAUAAUCCUUUCUGCCAAAUGCUAUGAUAAUGUAUGGUGUUCCUGAAAAAUUCAUUACGGCAAGUCAGUGAGAGUGGUGGGAGUAGACAAACUGAUGGAAUGGUUCAGGACAACUGUAGGAGUGAAACAAGGAUGCACGCUAUUACCAGAUUUGUUCAGCUUGGUACUAGACCCAAUAAUGGCUGUAGCACUGAGAGGUGAAAUGGGAGAAGUCACAUUAUGGGGUAGGACAGUGCAUAAUCUGAAAUUCACAGAUGAUAUUGACCUCUCAGCAUUGACCAAGGAGGAUUUACAGAGAAUAAUGAUGAGGUAGACCAGGAAAGUAGAAAAUUUAGAUUGAAGAUCAGCGUGGAGAAGACAAAAAACAUGGCAUUUGGAAGAAAAGAGAAAGAGGUAAAGAUCAAACUCUGAGACAAAGACUAGAACAAGUGGAAAAAUGUGUGUACUUUGGAGGACUAGUAUUGAAGGAUGAAAAUGGUGAAAAUGACAUAAGAGGAGUCAGACUAGCUGCUAUUCCAUUUGGAAAAUUCAGCAAGUUCUGGAAGAAUAAAGACAUUUUGAGAAAAACAAAAAUUAGUGUAUAUGAGACAACUGUCAUGCCAAUAUGGCUAUAUGAGUUGGAAUGCUGGAAUAUGAGGAAAGGCAAUGAAUGGAAGAUUUUGGCUGGAGAAAUGAACUGGCUCAGGGGAUACUGAGAGUUUCAAGACUGCAGAAAAUAAAAAAUGGGAUAGGAAAUGGCUAGGGCAAGAAAUAACACUUACCGAAGAUUCAAGAAAGAUUACUGCAAUUGUUUGGAUAUGUGUCAAGAAUGGACACAGAAAUAAUGUCAUCCAGGGUGAUACAUACCAGAGUGCAAGGAACUAGAAAUAGAGGAAGACCGAGGAUGAUUUGAAUGUCAUUGAAGAAUGGCAUAGAACAAAAAGGUUUAAAGAUUAAUGAAACUGGCACAAGAUAGAAAGUGACGGACAGACUUCAUUUGGCCCCAUCAUCGCUUUUGUGCUGAUGGGUGGGAAUUAAAGAUGAAGACAAUGACCAGAUGUUACAUCUGGCAUCUGAGAUGCCACCAUUAUUUCCAAUUCAAAGCAUAGGGCAAUCUGUGGUAUCUCAGAUCCCAAGGUGUGGUAUCUGUUGGAAAAUAUUUAUUUUUAUGGCAACCACUGUACUUCUGACUGGCCACAUGAGUGCUGAUUUGGUUUCCAUGAGCAGAUGUGGUGCUUCCACACACAGAUUAGGAACACACAAUUGUACAUGCCCGUCUUUGAAAAUCAGGCUCUAAUCUCCAUUCCCAUCUGCAAAAUGAGAAUAAAUAAUAUCUACCUUGCAGAGGUGCUGUGAGUCUAUCAAAAUGCCUUUAGAUCCUUGGACACAGAGAGUAGUCUUACUGCCUUUGCCCUUGUCUUUCCCUUUCCUCAUCCUCUCCCUGUGGUAUUCUGGCCUUAAUUUAGAUUCUGAGCUCUUCUGGGGAGGGGAACCCAUCUUUGUUCUGUAAAGUGCCAUGUAAAUAAUAAAAAAAUGGGGGAAAGCUUUUUUUUGCAAAGGGAUACAUUCUAUCUUUGUUUUAAAUUUGUAUUAAAAAGUACUGAAGGAUUUGACCAAAGCUAAAUUUACAUAGUUGCUUGUCCACCUUUACAACAAUGGAUAAUUCUGCUUUACAAAGCUUGGAUCCAGAUCUUGAUUCGGGUUCCAACUUCCCCUUAGCCGGGAAGGAUUUGGAUUAGCUGUUUGAGUAUUUUAAGAAGUAAAGGUGUCACACAGCGCAGCCGUUCCCAUUUGCUAUGUUUGCAUGCAAAGACUCCAGUGAGGUUGUUUGAAGACACUUUUUGCUUCCAGUCUGGUCAUGCUGUGCUGAUGAUCACACUCCACAGAGAAUUUUUCCUCUACUAUGAACUGAUUUUUCAUACAGCGGAAGAAGUGGAGAUAUAUGGACCUGUCCUGAGUUUUGAAGCUCGUUCUUCAAGCAUGCCUCUGAUUGUUGAUUUACUAGACAGCAAGGAGUUGCUGGAGACUUGCACUGAUGAAGCAACAGGCCUGAUUGUUGCUAGUUUGACAGCAGGAGUUCCAGAAGAGGCCGAUCUUAGCUUUGUUCCUCCUGGCACAAAGGAGACAGCUGCUGAAAAAACAGAUCCUGCUGCAUUUGAAGACACGUUGAAACUGAAACAUCUGGAGACAGAACCGAGCCCGAUGUCAGCGCCCCGUUCUAACAUAAACGUCAAUAUUAAUAAACAGGAUGAGGUGGUGAAGCUGACAGAUAAGUGUCUUAAUAACGCAAUUGAGAGCCCAGUAACAACAUCACAGCGUCUUCCUGCAGACAUAAAGAGCAACAUCCUGAAGGCCCAGGCAGAGGCAGUGCCCAAGAUCACGAGAGAGGAUAGCAUGUCGGACAACAAGAACUCCAAUAUUCACGAUGCCACUGCCAGGAGCAUCCUGAUCUCAGGAAAAGCACAGAGCAGCCUGUUGGCAACCAAUCCACUAUUUCAGAAAUCAAGAGAGGUGCUGAAAGAAAUCUCUGCCUCAAAUGUCUUCCUUCCUAAUGCAUUAGAAGAGGAUAAUGCCAUCUCUGGCCCUGAAGAAUCACUGAUUCCAGCUAUUCUGGCUCCAGCAGAAGAGACUGCAGUUUUAAAGAGUCAUCCAGAUGACCUUGAUGUUUUGUUAACAUCACUGACAGAGAAUCUAAUUGACUUUACAGAAACCAUUCCUCGGGUAUCUUCGCCGCCCACAAUUACACCCAGGUGGAUCGUGCCAAGUGGGCUGGUUUCCAAUGGGCCUUUGGGGAAUGAUGUUGUUUUAGCUCUAAAGGCAGUGAAAGGCAGCACUGAAGCAUUGUCACUCCCAGCUGGAUCUCCAUCAUCACAGCAGUCAGCUGAAAUUCUUGCAAGGGCAUGUCUAUACUUACCGGGGAUCGAUGCUGCUGCAAUUGAUACACUGGGGGUUGAUUUAGCAGGUCUAGUGAAUACCCACUAAAUCGACCACAGAUCACUCUCCUGUCAACUCCGGUACUCCACCGGAAGGAGAAGCAUAAGACUUUGUAGCCAGUAAGUCUGCUGUUGUGAAAAGUGGUACUUGUAUGUUAAUAUAACUUUUCACAGCUUCCCAGCUAGCUACUAACUCUGCUGUGAAAAGUGAUAUUAGCUCCAACCCCUCAGACAGAGACAAACACCUACAAGAUCUCUAUCAAGCAUUCUUACAACUACAGUACCCACCUGCGGAAGUGAAGGAACAGAUUGAUAGAGCCAGAAGAGUUCCCAGAAGUCAUCUACUACAGGACAGGCCUAACAAAGAAAAUAACAACACCACCAGCCGUCACCUUCAGCCCCCAACUAAAACCCCUCCAACGCAUUAUCAAGGAUCUACAACCUAUCCUGAAGGAUGACCCAACACUCUCACAAAUCUUGGGAGACAGGCCAGUCCUUGCCUACAGACAGCCCCCCAACCUGAAGCGAAUACUCACCAGCAACCACAUACCACACAACAGAACCACUAACCCAGGAACCUAUCCUUGCAACAAACCCAGGAACCUAUCCUUGCAACAAAGCCCGUUGCCAACUGUGCCCACAUAUCUAUUCAGGGGACACCAUCACAGGGCCUAAUAACAUCAGCCACACUAUCAGAGGCUCGUUCACCUGCACAUCCACCAAUGUGAUAUAUGCCAUCAUGUGCCAGCAAUGCCCCUCUGCCAUGUACAUUGGUCAAACUGGACAGUCUCUACGUAAAAGAAUAAAUGGACACAAAUCAGAUGUCAAGAAUUAUAACAUUCAAAAACCAGUUGGAGAACACUUCAAUCUCUCUGGUCACUCGAUUUCUGAUCUCAAAGUGACUAUCCUUCAACAAAAAAACUUCAAAAACAGACUCCAACGAGAGACUGCUGAAUUGGAAUUAAUUUGCAAAUUGGAUACAAUUAACUUAGGCUUGACUAGAGACUGGGAAUGGUUGAGUUAUUAUAAAAAGUAACCUAUUUUCCCUUGUUUAUUCCUCCCCCCUCCCACAGUUCCUCAGACAUUCUUGUUAAACCCUGGAUUUGUGCUGGAAAUGGCCCACCUUGAUUAUCAUACACAUUGUAAGGAGAGUGAUCACUUUAGAUAAGCUAUUACCAACAGGAGAGUAGGGUGGGGGGAGAGAAAACCUUUUGUAGUGAUAAACACUCAUUUUUUCAUGGUUUGUGUGUAUAAAAACAUCUUCUGUAUUUUCCACAGUAUGCAUCCAAUGAAGUGAGCUGUAGCUCACGAAAGCUUAUGCUCAAAUAAAUUGGUUAGUCUUUAAGGUGCCACAAGUACUCCUUUUCUUUAUACAAAUAUCAGAUUUUCACAGUAGAUUUGCUCAGCCCCAGCAAGCCUGGGGACA